AUGUCAAGCCAAGUGAAUAAUCAAGGAGGAAAGCAGCUGAGCAGAGCCAGUUCAGGGAAAAUCAUAAAGAAAUUAACAAUCAGCACAAAUGACGAAAAAUCAAGCGACUUAGAGAAUUUUAUAGCUCUUGGCAAGAACUCCCCUCAUGCUGUUAAUCUUGGAAAAAGCAAUGCUUUGGGAAGUCCAAGCAAUGCUGCAAACUUAGUUUUUUCCUUUUCAAAUCCAUCUCAAAGCCAAAUUGAUAUCAAUAGUAAAAUAAAAUCGCCUUCUCGGUAUGUUUUUUCGACGCACAGCCAUAGUAAGAUUUUUGCCACUGGAACACCUAAAGCACAUAGCUCCUCUAAUUCUCUUCUUAUGAAUUUUUUAGAAAAAUUAGCUUAUUUAUUACAAAUAAAAUAAAAUUUUUUAAAAAUUUUAAAAUAGUAAAGCAAAAUUCUCAUCAGAAAAUCCUUACCCCGAGAGCAGCUAGUUCUUCAAGUUUUAACACUACCAAAAAAGAGCCAAUGCAAGAAAAGAGUGUUAACUCUUUCCAAACACCAAAAAAGCCCAGCACAAAUGAGUGCACUGUAAACAGCGUAGUCACACGAGUCCAGCAAAAUAAAGUCAACGACACCCCUUACAAAGAGCAUCUAUUCCAAACUUUUCAGUCAUUAAAAUUUAUCAAAAACUUAAGGCCUCCAACAAAUGAAGAACUGGCAAGCAAAAUCGUGAAUUUGCCAAAAAGAAGGGGCUAUGAGUACAAAAAAACAGUAGUUUUUGACCUGGACGAAACCCUUGUGCAUUGUGUUGAAGAUGCAAAUAAUGCUCAUGUGCCUAUCAGUAUUGAUUUUCCAACUGGAGAAACCAUAACUGCAGGAAUAAACAUAAGACCAUAUGCUAAAGAAGUCCUUAUGGCUGCAAACAAAGAUUAUGAAGUCAUUGUGUUCACAGCUUCUCAUAAAUGCUAUGCUGAUAGAGUUUUAGAUUUUCUUGACCCAACAGGGGUGCUUAUUCACCACAGACUAUAUAGAGAAAAUUGUUUAUUUAUUGAUGGAGUCUAUAUAAAAGACUUGAGAAUUCUUGCCAAUAGGCAAAUUAAAGACAUUGUUAUCGUGGAUAAUGCUGCUUAUAGUUUUGCUUAUCAAUUGGAUAAUGGGAUACCGAUUAUUUCUUGGCAUGACGACAUGACGGAUAGAGAGCUGUAUAAACUUAUUGAGUAUCUGAAAUCUUUAUCAAGAAUACAUGAUAUUAGAAUAGCUAAUAGACAGACUUUCCAUUUGGAUUCGUUCUAUACAGACUAUAUUAGAGACUUUAUGAGGCAGACAGAUAAAGAAAACAUGCCACCCUCUGAAUAA
Messenger RNA from Blepharisma stoltei, 1334 nucleotides. The record is from the annotation of a GenBank genome assembly. NCBI's taxonomy places the organism in Eukaryota, Ciliophora, Heterotrichea, Heterotrichida, Blepharismidae.